AUGAAGCACCAGACACAAGAGUUAAAGCAAUCGCCGCUUACCAGAGAUGCCUUCAACAAAGACAAUAACAUAACCGUUCACAAUUGCCAUAUCAAACCAAUUCAAAAUGGCGAACAAUUAAAACCAUUCUUCCAUUACUCAAUCAACACCAUCAUGAGUAGAUUGGAAAUACCAUUCAACAAGUAUUUUUCGUAUAUGGUGCAAGCAAUUAAUCAGCAGAAGGAUUUGAUCAUAAUCGCUAACCAAGACUCUGAUCGGGUCCUUCACCUUUGCGUUCUAAACAAAGUGCUUCGAGACAGGACGAGAGUUGGAAAUCAUAAAGUCAUAUAUGUGACACAGCAACCACAUAGCGUUUUCUAUGCACUAGGCGAGCUCAACCCAUGCGGUGUUAAGAUCAACUAUUACAUAAAGAAUGCGCAUGAAAACCCCGAAAUUGAUAUUAAAACGCCAUUUGAAUUCUUGUCGAUGCACCCCAAAAAGGAUACAUUGGUGAUAGUGACAGACUACAAUGACCUCAUUCGAAGCAGUUUCAAAGAGUUACUAAAAAAAGAUACCCCAGUGAUUAUAAUUAGAGAGAAACUGCUUUCAACGUCUGAAUAUCAACAAUUGCGUGAAAUCAGACCAUUUACUCAUGUAGAUUACAUCACCAAAAGAUCAAUUACUACGACUCAGCUGUCAGUGAAUAUCGAGUUGUACUACUUUGAUUCAUUUGAUGCAAAAGCUGAUAAACUCAUCAGUGAGUGUGGCCAUUGGCGUAACGUCGGAACGUUUGUUGAAACUUAUAGAGGAGCAGAAAGUUUGUAUUGCCGGUUGGCCUAUCCUGGCCGUUGGUUGAUGCUUGUGAAUGUGAAAAAGUGUAAGCGAAACAAUCUUGAGCCAAGCUUACAGAAGGCAAGAGCACAACAUGCAAUGAUCAUUUCAACAAAAUUCAACAUUUUAAAAAGAAUGAAAACGGUAUAUUUUUUCAAUCCUCCACGAUUAAAAUCAUUUGUCAAGUUCGUAAAUGAAAUUGCACGGUCGAAACCAAAGAGAAUCGUGGUUAUGCUUGCAACAGGCGAACGAGGAAAAAAUGAGUCUUACAAAGAAUUUGUUAAAACUUGGGCUGGACAUAAAUAA
Messenger RNA from Lodderomyces parapsilosis, 1116 nucleotides. RefSeq lists its product as uncharacterized. The transcript has a single exon. The record is from RefSeq and is a predicted model, not a curated record. NCBI's taxonomy places the organism in Eukaryota, Fungi, Ascomycota, Pichiomycetes, Serinales, Debaryomycetaceae. Bases 1 to 1116 code for a protein of 371 amino acids.